AUGACUGUGACCGAUACGAUGAUGAUCUUGUCAGGAGAUGAUCAGGAGAAGGUCGUUCCGCGGUGGUUGAGGCCGAUCGCGGGCGCCAAGUUCUUCAGCUCGUGCGAGACUCAUCACUCCAAAGAGCGCAAUUACUACUGCAGAGUCUGCACGCUCGCUUUCUGCAAAGAUUGCAAGCAGCAACACGAUUGCUCCAAACACGAGAUCUUAACGGCAUAUAAAGCUUCACACGCGGCCUCUUUCAGAAUGGAGGACUUGAAAUCGCUGUGGGAUAUUUCUGGUAUCUGCCCGUACAGUUUCAACGGGUGGCUCGUCGCCUUCGUAUACAAAAAGGGAACUGGAAUAUCUCGCUCCCGCUGCAAGAAUGGUGCCGCGGAGUGUGAAUCCUGCCGGUACGUGCUCAAGUCGCCGAGCGCCAAGUAUUGCUCAGUGGAAUGCAAGGUUGAAGCGGCGUUGAAGAUGAAUGGAAGUGGAAAUAUGGAUGAGAAAGCAAAGAGGAAUCUAGAGACAACGUUGGAGGAGAAUGCUCGUGAUGUUCACUCAUUCAGGAAACGAGCAAGAAAGCAGGAAGAACCGCAAAGAGCUCCAUUUCAUUAG
This is a messenger RNA of Eucalyptus grandis, 597 nucleotides long. RefSeq lists its product as uncharacterized. Gene Ontology annotation, molecular function: zinc ion binding. NCBI's taxonomy places the organism in Eukaryota, Viridiplantae, Streptophyta, Magnoliopsida, Myrtales, Myrtaceae. The transcript is spliced from 3 exons. The coding region runs from base 1 to 597 and encodes 198 amino acids. The record is from RefSeq and is a predicted model, not a curated record.